Dreissena polymorpha is the source of this 735-nucleotide messenger RNA. RefSeq names its product sodium-coupled monocarboxylate transporter 1-like. Gene Ontology annotation, biological process: sodium ion transport; transmembrane transport. Gene Ontology annotation, molecular function: symporter activity. NCBI's taxonomy places the organism in Eukaryota, Metazoa, Mollusca, Bivalvia, Myida, Dreissenidae. The coding region runs from base 1 to 735 and encodes 244 amino acids. Gene Ontology annotation, cellular component: membrane. The transcript has 2 exons. The record is from RefSeq and is a predicted model, not a curated record.
AUGGAGGGGGUGACUGGCGUUUCCGCAUGGAUAUACGUCGUAGUGUUGACGUCGAUAGCGGUCGUGUACACGUCACUAGGCGGAAUUAAAGCGGUCGUGGUAACAGACGUAGUCCAAGGCGUGAUCAUGAUAGGUAUGAUAUUUGCCAUACUCAUAUGCGGCUGCAUUCGCGUUGGAGGCGUGUCUGAAGUGAUUGAGAUCAACAGACAAACUGGUAGAUUACAGAUAUUCGACUUCGACCCUAACCCGUACAAGCGGCACACAUUCUGGAUAUGCGCAGGCAUCUCUUUAAGUCCUCCAAUAGUACAGCGCCUGAACUCCACCCGUUCUAUAGGGGAUGCAAAAAAGGUCGCGGCCAUGUCGAUUCCAUGUUUUGUGAUAUUGCAGAUUCUCGUCAUGUGCGAAGGUCUAGUGGCGUAUGCAUACUUUUUACAGAAAGGCUGCGAUCCUAUUGCGUCGCAACAGAUAUCAAACCCUAACCAAAUAAUACCCUAUCUUGUGACUGAUUUGUUUGCUGGCGUUCCCGGUAUAACUGGACUGUUCCUUGCCGCGUUGUGCAGUGCAUCGCUUAGUACCAUCUCAUCGUUGCUCAGCUCUAUUUCAGCCGUCACUUCCGAGGACUUUAUCAGACCGCGGUUUAAGAAAGCAUCUGAACAGUCGCUUACGCAAUUUUCAAAAAGCGAUUCAAUGAUGCGUGACGGGAACGAUCCAACCAAGCAUGACCGGACACAAUAG